UCUGCAGGUCCUUCCAUGUUAAGAAUGACACCCUUGCCCGUGCAGCAGUGAAAGGAGGUUUUCACCAACACCUGCUACACCUUAACCCAAAGCUUGAAGCUUCAAUUGGCACAUUUCUCUCCAUUCUUGAACAAUACCCCUUGGGAGAGGAGUUCUACACAGAAGAUGAUGUGCAAGACUGUGAUGAUGUUGAGGUACCGAAGGCCCUUGGGGAUAUGGUGGAAGCUAUCAUUGGCGCAGUUUAUCUUGACAGCAACAGGUCAUUCAAGGUAACAUGGCAGACAAUACAAAGGAUAUUAGGGGAUCAGCUAAAUGCAUCUUUUGAGGAUGUACAUUUGAAUCCUGUUCGCGUGCUGUUUGAGGAAGUGCCAGGAGAGAAGCAGGUCGUCUUUAAAAAAAGCAACGAUAAUGUGAGUGACACCUCAUAUUACACAGUGAUGGUAAAUGGCUUUGGCACCUUCAUAGCUCGUGGCAAGAACUACCAAGUGGCAAAGAAAAGGGCAGCAUUGAAAGCCCUGAAGGAAAUUCAUAGGCAGAAGACUGUAAUUGCAUAACUGCAAUUCAUGGGGUACUGUUGGAGGGACCAUGUGUCAAACCAACGGUUGCACCGUGAGACUGGUACAGGACCUAUUACCUGCACAAUCUGUGAUCGCCAACACAGGCUUAACGGCCACCUGGCUCGCUUCCCUCAGGAUGAUCCUGCCCAGCAGGUUGUCUCUGUUUAAGACACUCCUGGGUGGAGGGGGCCUGUGGGACGACCAAAGAAGUCGUGGCUUGGGUAGAUCGAUCAGACCUGUCGUGAUGAACUUGAGAUGGGCCGAGUCCCUGCCUGGCGAUUUGCCAUGAGGGACCCUCGCAGGUACAAGCAGAGGGUGGAUGCUGCUAUUAUAGAAGGGAGGGAUCAAUUACAUUAUGUACAAAUAAAUAAUGGAAAGAUACUGGUGGGCUGUAUUGUUAGCAACUUAUUCCUUGUUUUUAUUCUUAUAAUGUUUAUUGCUAAGAAUUACAUUGUGAUAUGCCACUUGUUUAUUAUUUGUUUAGAGAAUAAAAAGUUUAUGAUA
Penaeus vannamei (Pacific white shrimp) is the source of this 1061-nucleotide messenger RNA. The record is from RefSeq and is a predicted model, not a curated record. NCBI's taxonomy places the organism in Eukaryota, Metazoa, Arthropoda, Malacostraca, Decapoda, Penaeidae.